AUGUCAGAUGAUUCACAUAUUGAAAAAUUAUUUUUUAAAGUUUUUAGAAAUUGUUUUUUAAGGAAAAUAAUAUUUUCACAUGUUUCAAUAUUUCAAAAGAAUAGAGAAAUUAGAUUUGAAAGUUUAAAAGAAUUAAGAGACUUUAAAUUUAGAGAUUAUAUUGAAUCAUUAAGAUUAAAUUGUAAUGAAAUAUUAAAGAAAGGAGAUAUACCAGAGAGUGGAUUUUUAAAAAAAAUCAUUUUUUCAUCAUUAUUAAAUGUACCAAAGAAUUUUCAAACUCAACAUUAUUAUUUAUAUGAUGAUGGUAGUUCAACUAGAACAAUUUCAAAAACAACUAUUGAUUAUUCAAUCAUCCCACAAUCAGUUCAACACAUGGAGAUUCGAUUCCCAAUUUCCUUGUAUCCCGAUGAUAUUAACAUUUCAAAGAUACCAACUUUUUUCAACUCAAUAGUGAAUAUUGGCAUUACAGAGAGAGAUGUUAAUGCACUCUAUGGACAUUUGUUAAGAUUUCCAUCAUUAAUUAAAAUAUCUAUUAGAUGUGGAUACAAUAUUCAAUUAACACCACAAUUAUUUCAAAAAUUUUCAACAACUCUUACAAGUUUGGAUUUGGGUAGAGAAUGGCAAAAUAAUGAUACCCCAAUUCAAUUGGGUGAUUUAGAUUAUUUGGUUAAUUUAAAAACUUUAAAAAUUUCAUCCUAUGGGAGAGAAUUGUUUGAAAAUGUGUUACCACCAAAAUUGGAGAAAUUAACAAUUUGUGAAUAUUUAUCAGAUGUGGAAAUUUGUAAUAAAACCAUGUGGGUUCUUCCAAAAACUAUUAAAAACUUGACUAUUACAGAUUCACGUUUUCCACCAUUACUUACAUUUGGGAGAAAUAUGAAAUUGUAUAAAGGUCUCUUACCAAAUGGUAUCACCCAUUUACAAUUGUUGGCAAAGAAAAUGACAAUUCUGCCCUUUGCCAUACCUGACACUGUUGAGUAUUUACUCAUUGAUAAGAUUUUAACACAUUAUCCAAUACUAUCAAAUUAUCAAUUACCAAAAUCUUUAAAGAAAUUAGAUAUUGUGCCAAGUACUUCUAAAUUCAUAAUUGAACAAAAUGCUCUAUCAGAUUUGAAUCAAUUACUUUCAUUCUCAGUAUUAUCUUUUUAUGACACUGAUUUUGUACCAUCAUGUUGGAAUCAUAAAAUUGAUAUUGGUUUCUUUCCACAAUCGAUCACUUCAAUAGAUUUUGGUCAACAUUUUAAUCAACCCCUAACAAAGGAUCAUAUUGGUUUAUUUCCAAAUUCUUUAAAAGAAUUAACUUUUGGUUUUUAUAACCAUCCAAUUCCAAUUGGUCUAUUACCAAAUCAAUUAAAAACACUAAACUUUAUAAAUGGUUUCAAUCAAAUCAUUGAAAUUGGUUCAUUACCUUCAUCACUAACUUUUUUAAAUCUUAGUCUUUCUUAUAAAAAAUCAAUUCUUCCAAAUGCUUUACCAUCAUCAAUAAUUCAUUUAAAACCAAAAAAUUUAAAUAAAUACAAAUAA
Dictyostelium discoideum AX4 is the source of this 1521-nucleotide messenger RNA. RefSeq lists its product as hypothetical. NCBI's taxonomy places the organism in Eukaryota, Evosea, Eumycetozoa, Dictyosteliales, Dictyosteliaceae. The transcript has a single exon. Bases 1 to 1521 code for a protein of 506 amino acids. The record is from RefSeq and is a predicted model, not a curated record.